Molecule: messenger RNA, 2011 nt
Organism: Lampris incognitus (smalleye Pacific opah)
Lineage: Eukaryota; Metazoa; Chordata; Actinopteri; Lampriformes; Lampridae
Gene: poldip2
Product: polymerase (DNA-directed), delta interacting protein 2
Exons: 11
Coding region: 23-1156 (377 amino acids)
Biological process (GO): error-free translesion synthesis
Cellular component (GO): mitochondrial nucleoid; nucleus
Molecular function (GO): DNA binding
Source: RefSeq, a predicted model, not a curated record
UGUGCGCACGACCUGGGUAAAGAUGGCCGCCUGUGCGUUACGUCGUGGGCUACUGACGACUGUCAGUAAAUACAACAAAAAACACACACAAAGACUAUUGGGUAUAAUCGACAGUGGUGGUGGAUACGAAGUAUACAGACCGCGAUUACAAUGCCUGGCUUGCGGACUGUCCAGCACUAUUCAACAGACGAGGUUCAUGUCAUCGCGGAACAGGCCUGAGGGGAAGGUCUUGGAGACAGUUGGAGUGUUUGAGGCUGUGAAGCAGCAUGGCAAAUAUGAAACAGGCCAGCUGUUUUUGCACAGUGUGUUUGGCUACAGAGGCAUUGUCUUGUUUCCCUGGCAUGCUCGACUCUAUGACAGAGAUGUCACCCCUCCCAUAUCUGAUAGUAAACCAGAACCGCCAGGAGCCCAUGGCUCCAAGGAAGUGAAGGGGAAGACUCACACCUACUACCAGGUCCUGAUUGACACUAGGGACUGCCCCCACAUAUCUCAGAGGUCCCAGACAGAAGCAGUUACAUUUUUGGCUAACCAUGAUGACAGCAGAGCACUGUAUGCCAUCCCAGGCUUGGACUAUGUGAGUCAUGAAGACAUCCUGCCCUAUAACUCUACUGAGCAGAUCCCCAUCCAGCAUGAGCUGUUCGAACGCUUCCUCAUGUUCAACCCUUCCAAAUCUCCUCCCUUCACGGCCAGAGACACCCUGAAAGCGUGGCAGGAGAAGAACCAUCCCUGGCUGGAGUUAUCAGACGUCCACAGAGAGACCACAGAAAACAUCCGUGUCACAGUCAUCCCCUUCUACAUGGGCAUGAGGGAGGCCCAGAACUCCCAUGUGUACUGGUGGCGGUACUGUAUCCGUCUGGAGAAUAUGGGCAAUGAAGUUGUCCAGCUGCGAGAGAGACACUGGAGGAUCUUCAGCCUCUCAGGAACCUUGGAAACAGUCAGAGGGCGAGGGGUCGUAGGAAGGGAGCCAGUGUUGUCUAAAGAACAACCAGCCUUUCAGUACAGUAGCCAUGUCUCCCUACAAGCCCCCAGCGGUCACAUGUGGGGGACUUUCCGCAUUGAGAGGACAGACGGCUCCCACUUUGACGUGCGCAUUCCACCUUUCUCCCUGGAGAGCAACAAAGAUGACAAGGCUCCCCCUGCUGGUUACACAUUUUAACUGCAAUUAGAAGCCUCACUUCCAUAAGACCCCGGGCUCGCUAUCAGUCCCGGCCACACAUAAGUUCUUUAAAAUUAUCCCUUUCCUGCUAAAUUUCCUUAACCUUUACCAUAAUUGUCAAAUGUGUAUGGUUAAGGAAAGGGAUGAUUUAACUCUUUCCACAUGAUCCAAACUCAGUCCCACUGUAAGAACUUCCACCGCCACAGUGCGCUCUUCUUCUGCGCUGAUAAACUGUUGGGAGUCUUAUUCUGUUAUGUGGUGAAAGAAAAGUGCACUGUCCAGUGGGAAAGAAUUGUGAGGUCAGGAUUAUAUUUAAUAUUGCUAAGCUGAGCUGAACUUGUUCCUGCAUCCACCGUGGCGAGUGCAGCUGCCACGAGGUGUGCAUUUAAAGUGAUUUUCCUGCUCCGUUGAUUGCCGUAAGGCUCCGAGUGUUAAGUAGCUCUGACAGUAAAAAAAAGUGAAGCUCAACUUCACACCAAUGUUAAUGGUAUACUUUCAAAUCAUUGAGAUGUUGACCAAAAGCCAUGCUUUUCCCUUCCUCUGAUCAUUCGAUCACCAAAAUCCUCUCUUCCCAUUGGAAUACAGGCUUCACUUCUGAAUGUCAACCUUCAUCUUUGUAGCCUCUUUGACAAAUGAAAGCCAAAACGAAGUUUUCAUCCUUGACUCAAGUUGGAUGUCUUCCUAUAAAGCUGACAGUUUUUUUUAAGAUAUAGAUUUUUAAAUUUGUUCUUUUUGACGCCAUAAUUUUUCUCUUGUCAGGAAAGAAACUAACUUUUGUGACUGUGAUGGUUGAUGUAUUACUGUAAAUAGGAUGUAAUUAAAAGCAAAACAAUAAAUAUACCUUUGGAAAAAAAA